This is a messenger RNA of Rubroshorea leprosula, 1485 nucleotides long. NCBI's taxonomy places the organism in Eukaryota, Viridiplantae, Streptophyta, Magnoliopsida, Malvales, Dipterocarpaceae. The record is from the annotation of a GenBank genome assembly.
AACAAGGGCAAUUUUCUUUUAACAUGUACAAUGUAGGGGUAGGCGAUGAAAAAAUUUUAGCCUGGUACUGUUAUGAGUUAUGACUUGAUUUGGACACAACUUGCUCACUUUGUGUGUGGUUUAUCGGUGGAGAAGAUGUGCAGUGGAACCAAAACCCCAGAGGCAAUAGCUGAAGACGUUGGGGCUAUGAUGAGUCGCAUAAGGCUCACGGAGGACGCUGAUGGUAUUCUUCCUUUCCAUGAGGCCUGGAAGCAUGGUGACCAGAUGGGGAAGCUCUGCCUUGUCGAUAAGGUUCACAUCUUCGAUGUCCCUAUUGGCCUUCAUACAAACAAAAUUGGGCGUAUAAUUGGUAAUUCUUUAGGCAAAAUGCUGGAGGUAGAUGAUGGUUUCCGCAAAGCUAUUCAGGUUGAAUUAGAGAAUUUAUGGUGUCCAGAUAAUAUUGAUGAACUUGACGUGGCCUUCUCAGACAACUCUUGGCCCUUAUUCAAUGAAAAAGACAAGUAUGUUGAGGUGAAUUCUAGGCCUAAUCACCUACUUGAUGAUAGUACUGGGCAAAACAAUCCCAUUAAUAUAGAACACAAUGGUGGUAGCUGUGCAGAUGAGGGGCCUAAGGAAGGUGGUAAAGGUCAAGUUGAGAAAGGGAACCGACUUAUGCUUGAUCUAGUAACUGGUGCUCUAGUAACUGAUGCUCUAGAUACUUUAGGGGUGGACACUGUGCUUGAAGUCCUUUUAAGCCAAGAAUUUGGUUCUAUCAGAGGUGAGAAUAGGAAAAGGGGUGGCUUAGGCAGUGGCAAAUGGAAGAGGUUAGAUCGCAAUUUUGAAAACUCCUCUAGCAAAUAUAGGGACAAGCAUGGAGUGAGGACCAUAACCUGUCUCCAGGAUGAGUUCUCUAGUUUGUGGGACGACAUUCAGCGGAAUAGGGACUGUGGUGCUGAAAAAUCCUUGAUCUCCCCGCAAAAUUGGUUUAACAGGUGUGAAUGUCCAGCAGCUCUUGAUGUUCAUAGUGAUUUUCUUUCUACUUUGGUAGUCCUAUUUUACCCAUACAGUGAUUGUUUAAGGCAAUCUCUAGGAAGACGUGCAAUUUUCAUGAAAGUGAAUUCUGCUUUUGCUUGGUUGCCAUUUGCAACCGCCAACCAGGUGGUUGGAAGAAUGAUACCCUAUGAUGUCAUCGCAGAUGACGAUAAACUAAUCACUGACACGGGAAGCAAAAUGACCCCACUUUUACGGGUGAUUGAUGUUGCCGCAAAGGGCACGGCACGUCUGGAUGUCAUGAUAAUUGAUGAGAAUAACAACUUGACAACCCAGAGGGAAGGAAAGGUUGCGACGAGAAUUCGUGAAGGUCGGCAACCGACCUGGAUUUAGUGGCAUCAGAUGUGGACAUAUCGUAUAUGACUUCUGGUUCAUGGAGAAAUCCCCCGCUAGAAGUUAACAAUUGUAGCCGUCUGCAAGACGUUUCUCUGAGCUUACUAAACGGUAAGUACACAU